GUUGCAUGCAGGCCUUCAUUCUCAAUGAGAGCAAAGACGGAAGGAGACUAAGAGGAGGAGAAUGGAGAACACAAACCUGCAUAGAAAAUCCAAUUGAAAAAGCGUACCAAGCCGGGUCUUACCUGAACCUCCUGACUGAACUCACUGACACAGAUCUCUAGCUUGUUUGUUGAUAGAGAGAGGAGGAGCCAUGGGAACCGGAAUGUGGAGCGUAGUUAUUCUGUUCUGUCUGUCUUUCUGUGGCCACAGCCAAGCCCUCACAAAGCACCCCGUCCUCUCCCGGAUACGAAGGGCUCCGGAGGCCAAAGAAGAAAGCCGGAAGUGCUCCUACACCUUCCUGGUCCCCGAGCAGAAGAUCACAGGACCCAUCUGUGCCUCUCGCGGUUAUUCAAACGACAAGGACCGGGUGACGCGCCUGGAUGUGGCCGCCGUGCGCGACCUUCUGUCGAGGCAGCGUAGGGAGAUGGAGACCCUGAAGUUAGUGGUGGACGUCGAUGGCAACUUGGUGAACGAGAUGAAGCUGAUGAGGAAAGAGAGCAGGAACAUGAACUCCAGAGUGACCCAGCUCUACAUGCAACUGCUGCACGAGAUCAUCCGGAAGAGGGACAACUCCCUGGAGCUGGCCCAGCUGGAGACGCGCAUCCUCAACGCCACCAGCGAGUCGCUGCGCCUGGGGUCCAGGUACAGGGAGCUGGAGGCCAAAUACGCAGCUCUGUCCGCAGUGGUGAACAACCAGUCAGUUCUGAUUGGAGCCUUGGAGGAGCGAUGCAUGCAGGUGUACAGCCGCAGGCACGACCAGCCGCCCUUGGGGCCUCCGCUUGUGCAGGUGGUGCCGGAGAACCUUCCUGUUACUGUGCCACGUUUCACCAACGAGAUCCAGAGGGACAACACCCGGGGCUUUGCCCGGGAGAGGGGCUCUCGCUCCGGACCGUCACCCACGAGCGGCACCUUGGAAGCUCAGAAACCGCAUCAAAACUUCAGCUCUGAAGGUCCGUUCAGAGACUGUCUUGCGGCGCAGGAAGCCGGCCACAGCACCAGCGGCAUGUACCUGAUCAGACCGGACGAAGCCGAGAGGCCCGUCCAGGCCUGGUGCGAACAGGAUAUAGACAACGGGGGCUGGACUGUGAUCCAGAGCAGGAGAGACGGCUCUGUGAACUUCUUCAGGAACUGGGAUAACUACAAGAGCGGUUUUGGCAACAUCGACGGAGAAUACUGGCUCGGUCUGGAAGGCAUCUACAACCUGGGGAGGCAGGGGGACUACAAGCUGCUGGUGGAGCUGGAGGACUGGAUGGACAAGAAGGUCUACGCUCAGUACAGCAGCUUCCAUCUAGAGCCUGAGAAAGAGGGUUACCGCCUGCGGCUGGGCACCUACCAGGGCAACGCCGGGGACUCCCUGAGCAGCCACAACGGCAAACAGUUCACUACUCUGGAUCGGGACAAGGAUGCAUUCUCAGGUAACUGUGCCCAUUUCCACAAAGGAGGCUGGUGGUACAACGCUUGCGGCCAAGCCAACCUUAACGGUGUCUGGUACACCGGAGGCGUUUACCGCAGCAAAUUCCAAGAUGGGAUCUUCUGGGCGGACUACGGCGGAGGCUUCUACUCGCUGAAGUCUGUGCGUUUGCUGAUCAGGCCCAUAGACUGAGGAGAUACCGCAAGCCAGGCUGGUCCAGGUGUAAUUGUGGAGGCCCGGGAGCAAACUUGAACCUCAUUCUGUUACUGUACGUGUCAUCGGCAAUUUGUUGAUCCGAGACAACGCAGCGACACCGACAGAGAUUAACAUCCAGUUGCGACUUGAUCUGCCUCCUGUUACAGAUUUGAAGUCUGCGUGAAACGUUUUUCUCUUUAUAGCAUAAUAGAUACACUUUAUGGGGCCACAAUGACAGUUUAAAGUAAGCCAUACCGCUCUUUUAAUGAUGAACUACAUUUGAUGUUGAAGGAAUAAUUAAGGCCAUUUGUAGGUAAAUGAUGCUAGCUGUAUAUCUGAUUAAGAGACCACAGUGUUUCCUCAUUACUAAGUAACCCCGGGGAGAUGAGGCACCACAUCGAACACAGCUUCACUGCUAUCGAUGUCAUUCAGAAGCUUUAGCUUAACAGGAUCCAAAUGCAGCUCUUCCUACCUCGCCAAGAUAAACAUGUGGGCUAAAUGCUCAUACAUACAUUUUGUUACUACCUAUAUGGAUCUUUUUAGGCUCCAUAUCUAUUUCCAGAUCUGAAAAGAACCAACAUUGUUUGAUUACACAAAAACAGUCUCUCUCUGCACUCACAAUGACCUUUCAUACUGUAUGUUAAACUACUUUUUGACCAGGAAUGAUCAUUUAUGUGUACAAUUAACUUAUCAUAACAGUGAAAGGAGGCAGGAUGUCCUGAGGGAACAGUAAACAAUCCUACAGAAAAUAGAACACAUUUCCUCAACUGUGUAAAUGGCAUUCAUCAUUCUCAAAGUGUGCUUGCACAUGUGGAAAUGCUGUUGAAUGUUUUUCUCAUUUGGCUGAUGAUUCCAUUUCAGUAUGACUCGGGGGGUAAAAAGAAGCUUUGCUUGACGAGAAAAAAAGAUUAGUGUAAUUAGAAUUACAUUGUGUUUGGAGUGUUUUCGAGCAUAAAAAAUAUGCCGACCAAGCGUGUUGAGAGUUGUAGGCAAUGGGACAGACAAUGAGAAACACAUUGCUGGAAGCCGGACAGAAUAAAGAAAGAGAAAGACGGGAGAAAGGGGGAGGGGAGGGGAGGGGGAUGAAGGAAGAUGGAACUCAGCCAAAUUUCCAAAUUAUUUCCCCCCCCUCUUCCUUUUAAAUACACAGAAAUUGACAUUCUUUCCACACGGAAAGUGCUUGAACUGUAUGUUUUUGUAACAUAUCUUUUCAUUGACAAAGUCACGGCUGCUCUCUGUAAUCACCGGUAUGGCAGGAAAGCGGCAUCCUUUGGGGGAAACCAUCCGAGAGGAGAGGGGAGCUUUUCUUCUUCUGUUUUUUUUUUUUUUUUUUAACAUGUGGGUCAGCUUUUAACAACAGUCUUUGGUCUCUCAACUGAAAAUAGACCCUCAUAUUGUUCUGGUGUUCUUCAGACCACAAAGUCCCUCACACCCAUUUCUCACAAAGUUUUUAGAGCAAACAAAGAAAAGCCAGGAGGCUGCUCCAACCGGACAUGAAACAUGUUUACGAUCAUGUAAAAAAAAAAUAGCGGCUAUAAAAUUAAACUGUAAUAUAACCUGAGGCCAUCGAGUCAAAAUACUUGGUAGAACAUAAGUGCACAACUUAUAUCCAGGAUCACUUUGGAGUACAUACUUUCUUUUGAAUUUGAAGGAACUCCUUUCAUGUGCCGUGCUGAUUUACUGCUACGUCCUAAUUCGUGCUUAACUUAUAGUUUUUGGUACUUGUUCAGGUCAUAUGCCCAUUCCGAACUCGUCUUGCGUUUGUGAGUCACGCAGAUGAAAUGUUGCUCUCUUUCCAGCAGACACUGUUAAUCCACAGAAAGGGGCACAGCUGUAUUUAACAGAUGUUCUAUUAAAUGUGCGCAGCCUUGUGCUCUGUGUUGUCGGGAAAAUGCCUCAAAGACACCGACGAAUACAUCGCAGAGGCGUCUCCUUUAAAGUGGUGACACGUUCUGUGGAUGACAAGUCCCCAGUCCGGCUCUCAGCAUGAGCUGCAUGACUAUUAUCACUGUCUACUCUUUUAAACCUCAAACUUCCUUUAUGGUAAAUCGAGCUUUUGUUUUCUGAGGGUACUUUCAUUUGGCUACAUUCACUGCUGUUAUUUAAAAAGAAUAGUGGGAUAUUUUGGAAAAUACGUUGUUUGACAUAGAACUUGAUUGAGAGUUAAUACCCUCAUAUGCGGAUUAAAGUGUUACUUUUGGGAAAGUGCACUUUAAAAAAAAUGUUUGUACCAAAAGUCAAAUGAAAUCAUUGGCCUCCCACUAUUGCCUGGAUGGUAAAUAUGAAUAGGAAGUUUAGCAACUAAGUUAGCAUUAAGACGCGGAUUUGUUUUUUUCUUAUCACCCCACCGGGACCUCUAAAAGUCCCAGUGUAACAAGCCACGUUUUGAUUGUCUUACAUCUACAGAAAAUAAAAAGUAAAAAUCACAAGUUGUUUCACAAGCAGUUACUUGAAGGCUGAUCUGUCACUGCACCAAUUUACUACAAAUAAAACAGUCCAACCCAUAGAACCCCCUUAAAACAAUUAUUUUACAGUUCUUGUUUUUUAAGUGUUCAACAAAGCAAAUAAAACAUUUUGAUGGUGAGCUUAA
Molecule: messenger RNA, 4235 nt
Organism: Gasterosteus aculeatus aculeatus (three-spined stickleback)
Lineage: Eukaryota; Metazoa; Chordata; Actinopteri; Perciformes; Gasterosteidae
Product: angiopoietin-related protein 1
Biological process (GO): blood coagulation, common pathway; fibrinolysis; blood coagulation
Cellular component (GO): fibrinogen complex
Molecular function (GO): extracellular matrix structural constituent; protein-macromolecule adaptor activity
Source: RefSeq, a predicted model, not a curated record